AUGUCGACGGAAUCAUCGACGGAACCAUCGAACGAAGUCGAGGACAAUGAACUGUCCCAAGACGCGCUGAGACGCAAGCGAAGGACAGAAUACAAGCGGCGACAAGGCGGUCAAUCAUUCCUCGACCAUGUCAUAGUUCAUGUCCGCGGUGGUCUGGGCGGUGAUGGGUGUGUCGCAUUCCACCGCGAAAAGUUCAAGCCGUACGGUCCUCCGUCCGGCGGAAAUGGCGGACGCGGGGCUGAUGUCUACAUCCAAGCGUCGCCUCAUCUCACGACGCUCUCGUCCGUGCCCACACGAAUACGUGGUCCGCCCGGCGGCAACGGCCAAGGGACGUGGCAACACGGCAAGAACGCCCCGCCACUCGUUAUCAAGGUCCCGCUGGGCACGAUCGUGCGCGAGCUCCCGCGCGACGACCUGCGCCGCAGCAAGGACGAGUACGAAGCCGAGGCCGAGGCGCUGGAGGAGCUCGACCCGGAGGAGCGCAAGAAGAAGAUUCGCGAGCGCCGCUGGGUGCACUACCCCAUGCACGAGGAUGAAAACGUCGGGCGCGACACGUUCCGCGACGCCGAGCGUGCGCUGGUCCGCGAGGAGCGCGAGCGCCGCUGGCAUCGUCGCCAGCGCCAGGCACAGUCUAUCUACCUUGACCUCGAUCGGCCAGACGAGGCGGAGGACGCAGUGGACCCGAACGCGCCGCUGGGCUCGCGGCGCCACGAGCCCAUGGGGCACCUCAUUGCGGCGGGCGGGACUGGUGGCGUCGGCAACCCGCACUUCCUCUCCGCGGCGAACCGCUCGCCGAAGUUCGCGACCCGCGGGUGCGACGGCGAGCGCGUGUCGCUGUCGCUCGAGCUCAAGCUGCUCGCGGACGUGGGGCUUGUCGGGAUGCCGAACGCGGGGAAGAGCACGCUCCUGCGCGCGCUCUCGGGCGGGCGCGCGAGGACGGAGGUCGCAGGGUAUGCAUUUACGACGCUGAACCCGGUGGUUGCUGUCAUCCGGGUUGCGGACGACGGGAGCUUCGACGGCUCGGAGGGCCGGGUCUACGACGAGACGCGGGUCGAGGAGCAGCGCGAUAGGGAGAUGCUGGAGAGCGGUGCGCUCGCCGACGCGGCGACGCGGAAUCAGCGGCUAGAACACGAUGCUGCAGGCGAGGAGGAUCGCCAUACUGCUCUAGAAGCAUUCCGGUUCACGGUCGCCGAUAAUCCCGGCCUGAUUGAGGAGGCGUCGUUGAAUGUCGGCCUGGGGCACUCCUUCCUGCGGUCGAUCGAACGCUCGCACGCGCUCGUGUACGUUGUCGACCUGUCGUCGCCCGCGCCAUGGGACGACCUGCGCGUGCUCCGAGACGAGAUCGAGAUGUACAAGCCCGGGAUCAGCCCCAAGGCGCGCAUGGUGCUCGCGAACAAGGCCGACCUGCUGGGCGGCGCUGAAGGCCAGGAGAAUGCCGAUGCGGUGCUGGAGGCCCGGGAAAAGCUCAGAACGCUGGAGGCGUUCGUGGAGCGGGAGAUGGCUGUCGCUGUGCAGGACGUCGAGGGGAAUGUGGUCGGGAGACACAAGCUCGAUGUCGUCCCCAUUUCUGCGAAGUACAGUAUGAACCUACGGAAAGUGGUAGGCCUCAUGCGAGGAUACGUAGAGGAGGCUAGGACCGGGAUACAAGCUGUCGCCGGCGACGCUUCCAGCGAUGCGGCAUUGUCAUCAUCCCUCGAGGAAUCGUGACGUCUCGUCUCCCUUUUUUAUUGCAGUAUCGGUACAUUACGACUGAGAAGGUCUGAAGCAGUACACAAAAAGGACAAUACAGACAUGACUGCUAAACAAAACGAACAGACAUCAUGUUUUUGCUCAUGCACCCUCCACACGACGAAUCAUCCGCCUCUCCCGCUCGCCGACAACUUUGACCAGGCCCUCCUGUUCCAGCUCCCGAAUGACCUGCUGG
Molecule: messenger RNA, 1924 nt
Organism: Postia placenta MAD-698-R-SB12
Lineage: Eukaryota; Fungi; Basidiomycota; Agaricomycetes; Polyporales; Adustoporiaceae
Exons: 5
Coding region: 1-1707 (568 amino acids)
Cellular component (GO): mitochondrion
Molecular function (GO): GTP binding; GTPase activity
Source: RefSeq, a predicted model, not a curated record